Messenger RNA from Salvelinus sp. IW2-2015, 3157 nucleotides. Its product is annotated as E3 ubiquitin-protein ligase UHRF2. Lineage: Eukaryota; Metazoa; Chordata; Actinopteri; Salmoniformes; Salmonidae. Gene Ontology annotation, biological process: protein ubiquitination; negative regulation of gene expression via chromosomal CpG island methylation. The record is from RefSeq and is a predicted model, not a curated record. Gene Ontology annotation, molecular function: ubiquitin protein ligase activity; protein binding.
AAUUUUAUUUCGCGAGAUUUGCUUGGCGCGGUGACCCAUGUGAGCGACACCUCCUGCAAGAAUCAUUCUCCCCUGCAGAGGAAAAGGCUAUGGAGUGCUGAACGUUUUCACUGUUAUUCCCCUUUCCCCCCAAGCCCCUGUAUUUGUUCUGAUUAGAUUUCUGUAACCUUUUUGGUGGCUAUCGGGCGGUGGAACAAUGUGGAUUCAAAUUCGGACCAUAGACGGAAAGGAGACACGAACCAUUGAGGAUCUUUCCAGGCUGACCAAAAUUGAGUCUCUGAGGCUGAAAAUCCAAGAGAUCUUCAAUGUAAACCCCGGACAACAACGGUUAUUCUAUCGGGGCAAACAGAUGGAAGAUGGCCACACACUGUAUGACUACAACGUGGGUCUGAACGAUAUCGUCCAGCUGCUUAUCCGUUCCCAAGCGGGGGACACUACAGACAGUCCUCUCAUCUCUCCCUCCGUCAUCUCCCCUGUCGUCAGCCCCAAGGAGUGUGACACAAUGCCCCCCACCACUCCCAACACUACGACUGGUGCAGCUACCACCCCCUCUAAACCUACCACCGUGGCCCCAACACUUACCCCCAAACCCASCACAGUCAACAACAACACAYCCACCACUGGCAACACCAGUACUACCACCAACAUCAGUACAACUACCAGUAAGAAAACGAUUAACACCAGCGAUCCCAAUAACAACGCAGACGAGUCUUCUUCUGGUCCACCGGCACCGCUGGAGAAGCACGACAACCAGCCAUCAACCUCUGCACGUCCCUUCCUCAUAGACGCGGGAAUUGGGGUGUUCAAGAUAAACGAGUUGGUGGACUGCAGGGACAUAAGCAUCGGUGCCUGGUUUGAAGCCUGCAUUGACAACGUGUCACGCAGCCCAAAGGGACAGAACAGCACCAGUAAAGCUCCUACYGCAGGGAAGGUUGGCAGGCCUAGCAAAAGGACUAACGGCAAGCUUGAGACAGAGCCGGGCCAAGGCCAAAGCCACCUCUCCUCCUCAGACAAUAAUAAUGGGAAUAAUUGUUCUGUGUUGAACUCUGCCAGUAUUGGGCCAGGGGCUGGGCCCUCCACCUCUCAAACAGACUCUACUGCCACAGACAAAGAGAAGGAGGAUGUGACGUACCACAUCAGAUAUGAUGAUUACCCUGAGAACGGCGUGGUGGAGAUGUGUGGCGGUAACGUGCGGCCGCGUGCGCGGACCCUACUCAGGUGGGACCAGCUCACGGUAGGCCUGGUUGUCAUGGUGAACUACAACAUAGAGAUCCCUGAGGAGAGGGGCUUCUGGUUCGAUGCUGAGAUUACAGCACUCAAUGAGAUCUCCAGGACAAACAAGGAGGCCGCAUCCAGAAUCCUGCUGGGAGGGCCAGGGGACGUCAUCCCAGACUGUAAACUGUUGUUUCUGGAUGAGAUCUAUCAGAUUGAGAAGACUGGAGCACACUCGCUGUCUGCUGUAGAUGGACAGUUCAAACGCAAGAGCGGGCCGGAGUGUAAGCACUGCAAGACGGACCCCGAGUCGGAGUGCAGGUUCUGCUCGUGCUGCGUGUGUGGAGGGAAGCAGGAUGCCCAUAUGCAGCUGCUGUGUGAUGAGUGUAACAUGGCCUUCCAUAUAUACUGUCUCAACCCACCGCUAGCCACCAUACCUGACGACGAGGACUGGUACUGUCCCACCUGUAAGAACGACACCAGUGAGGUGGUUAAGGCCGGGGAGAAGCUGAAGGCCAGUAAGAAGAAAGCCAAGAUGCCCUCGGCUCAUACAGAGAGCCAGAGGGACUGGGGCAAGGUGAGACACAUGGUCUACGACACUAACCCCUGGGCCCAUACAGAGAGCCAGAGGGACUGGGGCAAGGGUAUGGCCUGUGUGGGGCGCACUAAGGAAUGUACCAUCGUCCCCUCCAACCAUUACGGGCCCGUACCUGGGGUUCCCGUGGGAACAACAUGGAAGUUCCGCGUUCAGGUGAGCGAGGCGGGAGUSCACAGGCCCCACGUGGGAGGUAUCCACGGCCGCAGUAACGAUGGCUCCUAUUCGCUGGUGCUGGCUGGGGGCUUCGAAGAUGAAGUGGACAGGGGAGAUGAGUUCACCUACACAGGCAGCGGGGGUCGCGACCUUUCAGGGAACAAGCGCAUCGGGGAGCAUUCCUUUGACCAGACCCUGACCCACUACAACAGGGCCCUGGCGCUGAACUGUGACGCCCCCAUCAACGACAAGGACGGGGCGGAAUCCAGGAAUUGGCGUGCGGGGAAGCCGGUGAGGGUGGUGCGGAGCUCCAAGGGCCGACGCAUCAGCAAGUACGCUCCGGAGGAGGGCAACCGAUACGAUGGCAUCUACAAGGUGGUGAAGUACUGGCCAGAGAAAGGGAAGUGUGGUUUCCUGGUGUGGAGGUACUUGCUGCGAAGGGAUGACCUGGAGCCUGCUCCCUGGACACCUGAGGGGCUGGCGCGCAUCCAGACACUGGGUCUGGCUGUGCAGUAUCCUCCAGGCUACGUGGAGGCCAUGGCCAACAAGACCAAGAAGGAGGCUAAUGCUCGUCCAGGGUCCACCAGGAGCAAGAAGCACCCUGGUCGGGGCCGUCCGCGGCUACAAUCUCUGAAGAAGGUGAAGGAGGAGGAGGAUGAAGAGGAGGAGGAAGAGAAGCCCAUGGAGGGUACAGACCAGUCACAGAGUAACGGCAGUCAGGAGACAGAGGUGUGUAAGGAAUCGACGGAGCCCCGAGCCAAGCGUCAGAAGAUGGAGGAGUCGUUCCAGCUGACAGAGCAGCAGCAAAGCCUCAUAAAGGAAGACCAGCCCAACAGAAAGAACUGGGARGAYGCCAUGGGACACCUCAAGGAGGGGCCGAACUUCCUGAGGAAGGUGGAACAGACGUUUAUGUGUGUCUGCUGCCAGGAGCUGGUCUACCAGCCCAUCACCACAGUCUGUACACACAACGUGUGCAAGACCUGUCUCCAGCGGUCGUUCCGUGCUGAGGUGUAUACCUGCCCUGCUUGUCGCCACGACCUGGGGAAGGAUUACGUCAUGGUCCUAAACAAGACUCUACAGCUGCUGCUGGACCAGUUCUUUCCUGGCUAUAGCAAGGGCCGAUGAGGACAAGACACCUGCACUUACCCAAACAGUUACACACAGACCCAUGAUGCAUACAAACAAACAUAGGCA